Synchiropus splendidus (mandarinfish) is the source of this 5169-nucleotide messenger RNA. It is a transcript of the gene mafb, whose product is annotated as v-maf avian musculoaponeurotic fibrosarcoma oncogene homolog b (paralog b). The record is from RefSeq and is a predicted model, not a curated record. The transcript has 3 exons. Gene Ontology annotation, cellular component: nucleus. Gene Ontology annotation, molecular function: DNA-binding transcription factor activity, RNA polymerase II-specific; RNA polymerase II cis-regulatory region sequence-specific DNA binding. Gene Ontology annotation, biological process: regulation of transcription by RNA polymerase II. Bases 291 to 1295 code for a protein of 334 amino acids. NCBI's taxonomy places the organism in Eukaryota, Metazoa, Chordata, Actinopteri, Syngnathiformes, Callionymidae.
UGGUGCAAACAGAGAGAGCGGCGCUCAGACACCCGCACACCGGGAGAGGAGAGGGAGGAACGCGCCGCUGCGUCUGUGCAACACAGACUCCAGAGAAAAAAAAAGAAAAAAAACUUAUCGACGCUCUAAAGCGAGACCUGCGCUGCGCAAUUAGUGCGUGAAAGUCCACUUUUCCUCGGGUUUUGAAGAAAAUAAAUAAAGAAAUCAAGCUGGCUCAGUGCGUGUCUCAGCAGCAGCCCACUUUGACAGGUGCUCCUCACCCCCUUUGGAGGACUGUCAACAGCAAGAGGAUGGCAUCAGAGCUGGCAAUGAGCAACUCCGACCUGCCCACCAGUCCCCUGGCCAUGGAAUAUGUUAAUGACUUCGAUCUGAUGAAGUUUGAAGUGAAAAAGGAGCCGGUGGAGCCCGAUCGCAGCAUCAGCCAGUGCAGCCGCCUGGUCGCCGGGGGAUCCCUGUCUUCCACCCCGAUGAGCACGCCGUGCAGCUCGGUGCCCCCGUCUCCAAGCUUCUCGGCGCCCAGCCCGGGAUCAGGGAGCGAGCAGAAGGCGCACUUGGAGGAUUUCUACUGGAUGAGCGGCUACCAACAGCAGCUCAACCCCGAGGCUCUGGGCUUUAGCCCGGAAGACGCCGUAGAGGCGCUGAUCAGCAGCAGUCACCAGCUCCAGACCUUCGACGGUUAUGCCAGGGGGCAGCAGUUCGGCGGCGCCGCCGGGGCAGGGGGCGCCAUGGCCGGGGAGGAGAUGGGCUCGGCGGCCGCUGUGGUGUCCGCGGUCAUCGCCGCCGCCGCGGCUCAGAACGGGAACCCGCACCACCACCACCACCAUCACCACCACCACCACUCGGGGGCUCACCACCCCACGUCGGGGUCGCAGUCCAGCGGCGGCGCGGGCGGGACGCACCAGCACCUGCGCCUGGAGGAGCGCUUCUCCGACGAGCAGCUGGUGACCAUGUCGGUGCGGGAGUUGAACCGGCAGCUGCGAGGGGUCAGCAAGGAAGAGGUGAUCCGGCUGAAACAGAAGAGGAGGACGCUCAAGAACAGGGGCUAUGCCCAGUCCUGCCGCUACAAGCGGGUCCAGCAGCGGCACGUGCUGGAGGGCGAGAAGACGCAGCUGAUGCAGCAGGUGGACCACCUCAAGCAGGAGAUCUCCCGGCUGGCCAGGGAGAGGGACGUCUACAAGGAGAAGUACGAGAAACUCAUCAGCACCGGCUUCAGAGAAAACGGGGGCUCCAGCAGCGACAACAACCCUUCAUCCCCGGAGUUUUUCAUGACGUCGAGAAAAUUCCUCCAUCUGUGAUAGUGAGUUGCGAUCUCCACACCCCGCCACCCUGGAGUCUGAGAUUUUGUGACACCGGAGCUUCGGCGCUUCCACCCCCGGCACCCAGAUGCCACAAAGCACAACGUCCCGACAGCGGCUUCACGGCAAACCUAGUAUCCGGCCCGAAAUAAACAGCAGGAAGUUCCACUCAUCACAAAAACAAGGGAGUGAACACAGAAGUCCUGAAUCGAUUUGGCCAACAAACAUGUAAAGCCCCCUCGCCCCAGCACACGCCCCAAAAAUCAGACGAUGUAUAUAGUGUACAGACUAAAGUCAGUGCGAAUAUUGUACAUAACCAUCGCAACCAAACCUCCAGUGUGUUUGUCAUGUGACGAUUUAUUAUUUCCAGCAUGACGCCGGGGCUGAACUUCGAGGAGCCACACGAUCAUUUGUAGUGAAUUCACCUCAGAGUCUUUAUUGUUUUUGACUAGCCACCUGUGUAUACCGAAGCCCGUUUGGACUCCCAGGGAUUGGCAGCUCUCUUGUACAGUCUCCGCCCUUUUUAUCCCCAACCCACCCUCCAUCGAUCGCCAUUGGCUGGUCCACGUCCUCAUCCAUCAGAGGGCCUGAACGCCCGCCGAGCUCUCCUGCACCAGACGCUCGCUCAGAUCCCACAGAGAGGCCGCGCAGUCCUGGUCCUGGGCCUGCAGGGACGGCAGGCAGCGGAAGCAGUUGUUGAAGUACAUGCCGCCCAGGCCCUCCAGCUCCGGCGCCACCGCGCAGUACACCGUGGUGGCAGCGCCCUGUUGCUGCGGAGGAGACAGCAGGCGGACACGUGAUGACUCAUCACCAAGGGAAAGCACUGUAAAUAUAUUUAUAGACAUAUAUUUAUUUAUUUAAGCAACUUGUUCUGGUGAACAGGACGUCACACUCCAGAUCCUGCUCAGAGCGGAGACAACAGGGAUGUGAACGGCUCCCAGUUUUUCCCAUUUACUCCAUUUCACACGGCCGGAAAGUUCUGUUUUCUUUGUUGAGUUUGACUCCUCCUGGCUGAACUUCGCUGUUUCGGAGCCAAAACCCAGUUUACGAUGAAGCGUAAUUCAUGAAAAUUAUUAUUUUCAUUUUGUCGUGUGGCGCCAGCCCAGAAAUCCCCUCCACUCGUGACGUUAAAGUGACUUAAAUCUGACUGAAGUCCAAGUGUGUCCGAGGAUGUGGGCGCUAAAUGAUCACAAUACAACGUAAAGCCUCCAAAAAUGUUUCAAGUCCUGUCAAGAGCAAAACAGAGUUUGGAGAAACCUGCUGAUUCCUCUCAAGCAGCGCGACCUAUCAGUCCGUAAUUAGUGUGGAUAUCCGGGGGAGGAAAUGGGUGACAUUUGAAAAUGAAAGUCGUAGCUGCGGCAGAAUAAACACGUCAAAGAGAAUUACACACGCGACUCGGCCACUCAGAGCCGGAUCUUUCAUGUCGCGGCUACAAGCUGCUGUGACGACUGGAGUCGACUUCUGUGCGGACGCAUGAGAGGGUUCACCUCUUUAUCUGUGCUGGGGAGGGAGGAACGGGGGGGGGAUGCGGGCGCUGGCAGACGCUGAGACAAGCCCAUGUGCAGCUCUCAUGCAAAUCUGCAGCCAAAUGUUUGAGCAGCAGCUGCUUCUCCAGCGAGAGCUGCUAAACGUCUCUCUAAACAGAGAGUGGGAGUCAACCGGAGCCAGGAAGAGACGCGGCGUGGCGUUUGAAGGGCGAGGAACAGCAGAUGAAAAGGAGACGUCGCCGUUGUCCGUCUCACCUGGCAGCUCGCCGAUAACUUCCCCUCCGUCACAUGUCACCAAAUCAAAGAGCGACAAAUGCCAGGAGCUGCGACACAAGCUGGGCUCCUCUGGUUAGGGCAUCUGAUCUCACUCCCACUGAAGAUUUCACAGCCACAGAACCUUGAACUGGCUUUAAAAGUUACCACUUUAAAGUUUAGAUCCCUUAGUUCUGUUUAUCCAGCCACGUUUUAAAGUCGCGAAACAGCCAGUGGCACCACUAUAAACACACAACUUCAUCAAAUCAACUGCAUUCAAAUCCAGCGCCCCCUGCUGGUUUAAGUGAAGUGUUUCACUGCCUUGUCACCACUUGACCCAGUGACCUCUGCAGAAAAGAGGCUGAUGAGAUUGAACAUUCUUGACCCUCCGCCGCCAUCUAUCAUGGAGAGUGAAGGACCAGGUCCUGAACCUUCACUUCAAACCACCGACAACAACAACACUACUCUGCUCUUAUGGUACAGUAGCGUGAUGCACUGAGGCGCCCCCUAGUGGAAACACGUCUCCCUCCAACCCUGCAGUUGCUACUGCUAUUAUCAAACCUGACUUGAAUUUAAAGCUUCUAACUGUUGCAGUGCAAUAUGAGACUUGCAUCGCUUCAGUUUUUCCUCACACCUGAGUUCACAUGACUGUUGUCAGAGCGCGGCGGGAUCAGAGAGCUGUGACGCACCUCACCACAGAAGGAAGACAGUGCAAUAAUACAUGGAUGAACCAGGCCGGGUCGCUUCUGGGGACGACCGUCCUCCGGUCUCUGUGUGAACUCUUGUACAGUCAUGUACGCGCAAUAAUGAGCGUAUUCAAAAGCAACCCGGGAGGCGUGAUGUGACCGUGUCGUUGUUUUGCCGUGUUCUGUUCAGUGUGGAGUCUCUUCCGCCCCGUGCAUGUGACCCCUUCAGUCAUCUGUAGGUACAACAUGCGGCCCCCUUCCCUCCCUCCGUGUACAUAGACCCAGAACUGUAGAGCAGUCUGUCCCUGUACAUUUGAACCUGUAAAUACAAACAGCUAUGCAUGCUGAGAACCUAGCAAUUCUUUCAGGUACUUUUAUAACCCCCAAAUUCUCAUACGGCAUGAGUUGAAGAAAAAUGAUGUUUAAAAAAAAAAUAGGAAAAAAAGGUCAAGGUUAAGAUAAAAAAACCUUCUAUUGUCAGACAAUAUCCUCUCUUGGACAGUGUGUGUAGAGUCUUCCUGUUUUCUUACUCCUGUGGCCGAUUCUCUUCCUUCUGUGUUUCUGCUCAACAUCCGUGUCAGUUGGUGUUUGUGUAGCAGCGUCGGGUUGAGGUUCUGACCACAGGGGGGGUUCAGCUGACCUCUGUCACUCCGAUCAGAGCUGGUUUUAUUUGACCCACUGGGAAUCCAGUCAGAGCCCCCUGCAGUCCCUGCCUCAACCCUGCGCCCCGUCUCUUGGAUCCCAGAACCUGGGACUCCAAAUGGAUCGUGAUUCUGUUUAAGGAAUGUUUAUUUAUUUUGAUUUUUUUUCAAACGUGAUGUUUUAAAUAGAUGGAGGUGUCUGAUUUUUAAUCUGUGCUAAAGAUAUUUUACAUUUAAUAAAUAACCGCUGAAAUCAAAGCCUUGUCCGGAGCAUGUGUGUGUUGGUGUACUUGCUUAUCCUGACCAAUUAUUGACAAGACACUAUCCUUGUGAGGACCUUUGAGGGGGAGGUUAAGUGUGAAUUUGAGGAUUUGACUUUGGUUAAGAGUCGUGGUUAAUGUUUUGGAUGUUAGGUUUAGGGGGAGAGGCUGGGGAAAGGGUUACGGCAAGGAGAAUGCUCUGGAGGUCCCCACAAGGGUAGCAAUACAAAGAUGUGUAACAGAGAAAACACAGCAAGCUUGUUUGAGCUCCUCAGCUUCUGCAGGUGAAGAUGACUGUAGAGCUCACUGGGCACUGAAGUUGAAAUAAACAGCGGCAGUUUGGAGUGAUACUUGAAACAUGUCUGAUGAGAGGAAGCCAACAGAGAGGUUUCUGUGUGGAAUCAGUGGCUUCUCUCACAAAUGAAAACACCACUUCAAAACAGACUGAAACACAAGUGCACUACAGCCAACGGCGACAUGUUUUUAGGUGAUUGCAUUUGUCGGCGCCAAAAGUGUAUUUUCAAUUGUGUGUGUGAGUGUGACUUUUG